CUACGAAGAAAUUUUUUGUUAGGAAGUUGGUCGUCUGAUACCUACUAAGUCUGUGAAAUUAUUUAAUUUUCAGAUUUUUCUCACAAAUCGUGAAAGACUUUAUUAAAAUGUCUAUGUGAUCACGUUUGCUAUUUUGGAACUUUAUCAUAAUUUUAAUUAUUGCUCCAGUCGAUGCGGUGGAGUUCGGUGAUGCGAUGAAGCAGCGGGCGAGCGAGUGGUGGGGGGCGUGGGUGCGGUGACGCGAGGGUAGAUGGCGGAGGGCGAGGCGAGCGGGGGCGGGGGCGGGGGAGGGCACGGCCAGCCCGACGCCGUGCUGCUCGCGCCGCUCACCGAGGACACCUUUCUGCACAAUCUCCACGUGCGAUACAAACGGGACCUCAUCUACUCCACUCUACCGUCGUCGGACAGAAUCUCUGGCGUCGUUUUAAUAUGCGCCGGUGUCGGCGGCGGUGCUGUGCAGACGUACGUGGGCAACGCGCUGGUGUCGGUGAACCCGUGCCGCGCGCUGCCGCUGUACUCGGCGGAGGCGGUGCGCGCGUACCUGGCGCGCGCGCCGCACCUGCUGCCGCCGCAUCUGUACGCGCUCACCGCCGCCGCCUACCGUUGGGUGCGCGACAGGCAGGAGAGCCAAUGCAUCGUAAUAACCGGCGAGAGCGGCGCGGGCAAGACGGAGGCGGCGCGCGUGUGCCUGCAGUGCGCGGUGGUGGCGGGCGGGGAGGGCGCGGGGGCGGGGGGCGCGCUCACCGCCGCGGGCACGCUGCUCGAGGCGUUCGGGAACGCGGCCACCGCGCGCAACCACAACGCCAGCCGUGAACGAGCUUUGCCCGCGCCUUCCUGGGCUAGGCCUCGUCCUGGACGCUCGCGGGCGCAGGCUGCGACGUGGGGGAAUUUGCGCGUUCUCGGCGCCGGCGACGACAACACUAUAAUCACUGUGCCGCGCAUUCGCCGCUCGUAUGUCGCGGGACACUCGUCGCCCGCUGCCCGCCCCGCGGCGGUCCAGAACGGUUUGUACAAAUCCCGCUCCUCCCCGGUCGAAACGAUGACGUCGCUUUUUCUUUUGCAGGGCAAAUUGUUAGAUGUAGAGUUCGACUUCCGCGGUCUGCCGGUGGGAGGACAUAUAACGCACUACCUUUUGGAGAAGGAGCGCGCGUGCGGCGCGGCGGAGGGCGAGCGCAACUUCCACGUGUUCUACCAGCUGCUGGCCGGCGCCGACGCGCACCUGCUCAAGCGUCUGCGGCUGCAGCGGAGUUGGGAGCAGUACAGCAUUCUGCGCGGGGCGGGCGCGGGCGCGGGCGCGGGGCGGGAGGCGGGCGCGUCCCCCCGCCGCGCCGCGCCCGCGCCCGCCGCGCCGCCCGCCGCCGCCGAUGAUAAGGACCACUUCGCAUUCACCAAGGCGGCGAUGGCGCGGCUGGGCCUGGGCGCGGCGCAGUGGGGCGCGGUGGAGCGCGCGCUCGCGUUCCUGCUCAAGCUCGGGAACGUGCAGUUCGAGCCGCAGCACAACAUCGACGGCUCCAUCGGCGUGCGGCUGCACAAGCGAUACGAGUUGAGCGAGGCGUGCGCGCUCGUGGGCGUGGACGAGCACGCGCUGGCGAGCGCGCUGGGCGCGGCGCCCCCGCCCCCGCCCCCGCCCCCCGACGACGGAGACUUGUUUACGGGUGAGUCCCAUAGUGAUUUUUGGAUUGGGGUCUUUUUAAUUUUGGGACGACCUGAGGAUCGAACGCUCACUUUUAACGUGAUCGUUAUGAUCGUGAGUUUCGUGUCAAUUUCUCGAUUUUAUUUUGAACCAUCCCGGGAGGCAGAUUCGAGCGAGGUGGAGUCCGGGUGCUCGGGCGAGGGCUCGGCGGACUGCGAGGGCGCGGGCGGAGACGGGGGCGGGGGCGAGUGGGAGGCGUGGACGGGCGCCGAGUGGGCGGCGCGCGCGCGGGACCGCCUGCUCGCCGCGCUCUACUCGCGCCUCUUCACCUGGCUCAUCCACAACGUCAACGAGGCCAUCAAGGGUCCGGAGGGGGGCGCGCGGUGCUCGCUGGGCAUCCUGGACGUGUACGGGUUCGAGUCGCUGGCGCACAACGGGCUCGAGCGGCUGCUGAUCAACUACGCGGCGGAGCGCGUGCAGGCGUGCGUCACCGCCGCCACGCUGCGCCGCGAGCAGGACGAGUACGCGCGCGAGGGCCUCGACUGGACCCCGCUGCCCUACCAGGACCACGAGCCGCUGGCGGAGCUGCUGGACCUGGGCGCGGACAGCGUGCUGGGCGCGCUGCGGGAGUGCAGCGCGCGCGGGCCUGUCCGACGCCGCCUUCCUGCAGCGGCUGCAGCGCCGCCGCCACGCGCGCCUGCUCGCCGCGCCGCCCGACAGAUUCCAGUCGGUACUCUUCGGGGAUCGAGAUCUCGUCGAGCCCGCUUCCGCCGGAUUCGUCUCUCUCGAAAUCGAUGUCGAAUUCGGUGUCGGCGCGCUCGGCGACCUGCCGGUGUACGGGAAUGUGGUGUGAUCCAGGAUAGUGCACUUCGGCGGGCCGGUGACGUACAGCGCGCGCGGCAUCGUGGAGCACAACCGCGACAGCGUGUGCCGCCGCUGCAGCGCCGCGCUGGGCGCCGCGCGCGAGCCGCUGCUGGCCGCGCUGUUCGCCCCCGCCAUCUCCGCCGCCGCCGCCCCGCACGCCCCGCACGCCCCAGACAGAAUCGAUCACCGAUUCGACCCUCGCUACAUCCAUCUAUAAAAUAUUUAUCUAACAUUCACUGUUCAAUAUUUAUUCAACGUCAUUUGGAUUUCUUAAGUCCAUUCGUACGGUGGAGCAGGCGGGGCGUCGGCGACGGCGACGGCGGGGUCGCCGCGGCGGCCGCUGGCGCUGGCGUGCCGGCAGCGCGCGCUGGUGGGCGCGCUGGUGCGGCGGCUGCUGGGGGCGGGGGGGGCGGGGGGCGCGCCCCGCCUCGUGCGCUGCCUGCGCCCCGACGCGCUGCUCAGGCCGCACCGCUUCGACGGCCCGCUGCUGAGGCGGCAGAUACGUGA
Molecule: messenger RNA, 3004 nt
Organism: Diatraea saccharalis (sugarcane borer)
Lineage: Eukaryota; Metazoa; Arthropoda; Insecta; Lepidoptera; Crambidae
Source: the annotation of a GenBank genome assembly